Cyprinodon variegatus (sheepshead minnow) is the source of this 1517-nucleotide messenger RNA. It is a transcript of the gene ergic3, whose product is annotated as ERGIC and golgi 3. Gene Ontology annotation, cellular component: endoplasmic reticulum membrane; endoplasmic reticulum; Golgi membrane. Lineage: Eukaryota; Metazoa; Chordata; Actinopteri; Cyprinodontiformes; Cyprinodontidae. Gene Ontology annotation, biological process: retrograde vesicle-mediated transport, Golgi to endoplasmic reticulum; endoplasmic reticulum to Golgi vesicle-mediated transport. The transcript has 14 exons. The record is from RefSeq and is a predicted model, not a curated record. Bases 83 to 1252 code for a protein of 389 amino acids.
UAAAGGGACCGAUGUGUUUCUGGGGAGCAGGGGCGCUCCGAUAAGGUUCUGUGGCGUUCGGGUGGAUUUCCUGCCGGAGAAAAUGGACACAUUAAAUAAACUGAAGCAGUUUGACGCUUUUCCUAAAACUCUGGAGGAUUUCCGAGUGAAGACGUGGGGAGGAGCGGCCGUGACCAUCAUCAGUGGCAUCAUCAUGCUGAUCCUGUUCGUCUCAGAGCUGCAGUACUACCUGACUAAAGAGGUCCACCCUGAGCUCUACGUCGACACGUCCAGAGGAGACAAACUCAAAAUUAACAUCGACGUCAUUUUCCCCCACAUGCCCUGCGCCUAUCUCAGUAUAGAUGCGAUGGACGUGGCUGGUGAGCAGCAGCUGGACGUGGAACACAACCUGUUCAAGCAGCGGCUGGAUAAGGAUCUCCAACCGGUCACCGACGAGGCAGAAAAACACGAGCUGGGUGGAGCUGAUGACGGGGCAACGUUCGACCCGAGCACGCUGGACCCCAACAGAUGUGAGAGCUGCUACGGCGCCGAGACCGAAGACCUGAAGUGCUGUAACACCUGUGACGACGUCCGUGAAGCGUACCGGCGGCGCGGCUGGGCCUUUAAAAGCGCCGACACCAUCGAACAGUGUAAGAGAGAAGGCUUCACGCAGAAGAUGAUGGAGCAGAAGAACGAGGGCUGUCAGGUUUACGGCUUCCUGGAGGUCAACAAGGUGGCAGGAAACUUCCACUUUGCUCCAGGAAAAAGUUUUCAACAGUCCCACGUCCACGUUCACGCUGUGGAAAUCCAUGACCUGCAGAGCUUUGGACUAGAUAAUAUCAACAUGACGCAUCUGAUUAAACACCUGUCGUUUGGUAAAGAUUACCCCGGCAUCGUUAACCCGCUGGAUGGAACCGACGUCUCGGCACCGCAAGCAUCCAUGAUGUACCAGUAUUUUGUGAAAAUUGUCCCGACAAUCUACGUAAAAACAGACGGAGAGGUGGUAAAAACCAACCAGUUUUCUGUCACCAGGCAUGAGAAAGUCGCCAAUGGUUUAAUAGGCGAUCAGGGUCUGCCAGGCGUCUUUGUUCUGUAUGAGCUUUCACCCAUGAUGGUGAAGUUCACAGAAAAACACAGAUCAUUCACGCACUUCCUGACGGGAGUCUGCGCCAUCAUCGGAGGCAUCUUCACAGUGGCAGGACUGAUCGACUCGCUCGUCUACCACUCUGCUCGGGCCAUCCAGAAGAAGAUAGAGCUGGGCAAGGCGUCCUAACAGAUCGCCCGCCUGGUGCCAGCACUUCAGACCCAGACGCUGAGAAACCAGAGGACAGAAACGGGCAGCGAGGAGGAGGAGGAGCAGGAGGAAGAGUUUGCCUCCUCUAAUCGGCUUUGAACCUUUAAUAAACUGAGAGAGAAAUCCACAGAAGUUCCUCUGGGUUCCUGUGGGAGGAGCUCUGGACAGAAAGAGGCGGAGCUCUUUGGAUUUUCCUCUCCACUGUCGGAUCUCUUGGCACCGGGAGGAAGGAGACAGACUCAGA